Molecule: messenger RNA, 2481 nt
Organism: Trypanosoma brucei brucei TREU927
Lineage: Eukaryota; Euglenozoa; Kinetoplastea; Trypanosomatida; Trypanosomatidae
Product: vacuolar-type proton translocating pyrophosphatase 1, putative
Exons: 1
Coding region: 1-2481 (826 amino acids)
Biological process (GO): proton transmembrane transport
Cellular component (GO): membrane
Molecular function (GO): inorganic diphosphate phosphatase activity; diphosphate hydrolysis-driven proton transmembrane transporter activity
Source: RefSeq, a predicted model, not a curated record
AUGAUUAAAAUGUCACCGCUGCUUCUAAAAGCAGCCGUAGUGACGGCAUGUUUAUGCAGCCUUGCUGUUGCCACAACGGUUGAAGAGCAGACAGCACCCAAACCAAUCGAAAAUGCCACAACUUACCAACAGGAGCUGGGGGGAAGAGGCAAGGUGGAUUCACCGAUUGCACCCGGUGACGCGGUAUCCAUCACAAGUGGUAUUAAAGUGAUGAGUGUCACGACAGCUACUGCUAUCAUUUUCUUAGCUAGUGCGUUUGGUUUCAGUUUUGCCAUGUACUGGUGGUAUGUUGCAUCUGACAUUAAAAUCACCCCUGGCAAGGGUAAUAUCAUGCGUAACGCUCAUCUCACUGACGAGGUGAUGCGGAACGUCUACGUGAUUAGUAAGCGAGUAUCUGACGGUGCCAACGCAUUUCUUUUUGCAGAGUAUCGGUACAUGGGCAUAUUUAUGCUUGGGUUCGGUGCUUUGCUCUAUUUCCUACUUGGCGUGGCCAUGUCCUCACCGCAGGGCGAAGGGAAAGACGGCCGGCCUCCGGUGGCCGUGGAGGCCCCGUGGGUGAAUGCUGCAUUUUCCCUUUACGCAUUUGUUAUUGGAGCCUUCACGUCUGUGCUUGCCGGUUGGAUUGGAAUGCGCAUUGCGGUGUAUACCAACUCCCGCACCGCCGUCAUGGCGACUGUAGGAAGCGGUGGGAGCGACGAUGACGUGUUGGCAAAUGGCAGCCAAUCUCGGGGUUACGCUUUGGCGUUCCAAACAGCGUUCCGAGGUGGCAUCACAAUGGGUUUCGCACUCACAUCCAUUGGUCUGUUUGCUCUCUUCUGCACGGUGAAACUGAUGCAGACGUACUUUGGCGACUCGGCCGAGAGGUUGCCGGAAUUGUUCGAGUGUGUCGCUGCUUUUGGAUUGGGCGGGUCAUCCGUGGCGUGCUUCGGCCGUGUGGGAGGUGGUAUUUACACCAAAGCCGCUGAUGUUGGUGCCGACCUUGUAGGGAAAGUGGAAAAGAACAUUCCCGAGGAUGACGCACGUAACCCCGGUGUGAUCGCCGACUGCAUCGGUGACAACGUUGGUGAUAUUGCCGGCAUGGGCUCUGAUCUCUUUGGAAGCUUUGGUGAGGCGACAUGCGCGGCGCUGGUUAUUGCUGCAAGCUCCGCCGAGCUCAGCGCAGACUUCACCUGCAUGAUGUACCCGCUUUUGAUCACUGCCGGUGGUAUCUUCGUUUGUAUUGGUACCGCACUUCUUGCGGCAACUAACAGUGGUGUGAAAUGGGCUGAGGACAUCGAGCCCACACUCAAGCAUCAGCUGCUGGUGUCAACCAUUGGCGCAACGGUUGUGCUUGUGUUCAUAACGGCUUACUCACUUCCAGAUGCCUUUACCGUUGGAGCAGUAGAAACUACCAAGUGGAGGGCAAUGGUGUGCGUUCUAUGCGGUUUGUGGUCUGGUCUUCUUAUUGGUUACUCCACUGAGUACUUCACUUCCAACAGCUAUCGUCCUGUGCAGGAGAUCGCAGAGUCGUGUGAAACGGGUGCCGCUACGAACAUCAUCUACGGCCUUUCACUCGGUUACAUUUCGGUGCUCCCUCCUAUUCUGGCUAUGGCUUUCACGAUUUACCUUUCGCACCACUGUGCGGGUUUGUACGGAUAUGCGCUUGCUGCGCUGGGCAUUCUGUCCACCAUGUCUAUUGCGCUGACAAUUGAUGCCUACGGCCCCAUUUCUGACAAUGCCGGUGGCAUUGCUGAAAUGGCUCACAUGGGACAUGAAAUCCGUGAGAUCACUGACGCGCUUGACGCUGCAGGUAAUACCACCGCUGCAAUAGGAAAGGGUUUUGCCAUUGGUUCCGCUGCUUUUGUGGCGUUGGCUCUGUAUGGAGCGUACGUGUCACGUGUUGGCAUCUCCACUGUUAAUUUGUUGGAUGCUCGAGUGAUGGCUGGCCUGCUCCUUGGUGCCAUGCUUCCUUACUGGUUUUCCGCCCUUACGAUGAAGUCAGUGGGUGUAGCAGCGAUGGAUAUGGUGAAUGAGAUCCGCCGCCAGUUCCAGGAUCCAGCCGUGGCUGCUGGAACGAAGGAGCCCGAUUAUGAGAGUUGCGUGAACAUUGCAACGGGUGCGGCACUGCAGCAGAUGGUGGCCCCCGCUUGCCUGGUGAUGCUCGCUCCAAUUGUGACUGGCAUUUUGUUUGGCCGUUACACACUUGCAGGGCUGCUUCCUGGUGCACUUGUCUCUGGUGUGCAAGUGGCCAUCAGCGCCUCCAACACUGGUGGGGCGUGGGAUAACGCAAAGAAAUAUAUUGAGAAGGGUGGCCUACGUGACAAGAGUAAAGGAAAAGGUUCGCCUCAGCACGCGGCUGCGGUGAUUGGCGAUACGGUUGGAGACCCACUGAAGGACACGUCGGGUCCAGCGCUGAAUAUUCUUGUGAAGUUAAUGGCCAUCAUUUCAGUAGUGUUCGCCCCGGUUGUGCAGUCCAAGCUGGGAGGGCUUCUGGUGAAGUAA